Molecule: messenger RNA, 1086 nt
Organism: Clavispora lusitaniae ATCC 42720
Lineage: Eukaryota; Fungi; Ascomycota; Pichiomycetes; Serinales; Metschnikowiaceae
Source: RefSeq, a predicted model, not a curated record
AUGGAAAACGGCUUAGUCGCUUCUUCAAUGGCCCGCUCACAUCAAGAAUCCAUUUUCGACAGAGCAUGGGCUUACAUGACUCUUAACCCGCAUGGGAACGAUAUCGAGAAUCUUCUUGAAGGAAUAGAAAUCCAGCUUGCGUUGACUCCAGGGUUUCUCACCAAAGACAGCAUCAUAAAACGGAAAGUGCAAACUCUAUCUCCUGAAUUGACUCAGGCUUGCACCAAAGACCACUUUUUGAACAUUCUACUUCUUGUGCUUUCAGAAAUCAAAGUGGUGGAUUUGGAGCAAAAGACAGUCUACGGGAACUUCGCCGACAAUAACCUGGUCUAUCAGGAUAAUGAAAACAAACUACUAUAUAAAAGCACAAUCGAAGAUGGGCAUGUUACGUUGCUAGAGUCUCCAUACUUGGAAGACCCUUUAUCUACAACAAGAGAUUACGAAUCUGAUGUGGAUGAGGCAUCAUCGCUUAUGGAAAACGGUUACUGCUUUGAAAAUGCGUCCAGCGUCUGGUCUUUGGAAGAUGGGACUUUCAAUCUUCAGCAUGUGCUAGAAGAGCUCAACUUUCAUCACUUGUCGAUACAUCUGAACUUCAGACUCAUUGAAGCCAAGUUGAAUAAACUCGAAGGGCAAAACCACCAUGACACUGUUAUUCUAAGAAAGCUCACCACAAAUAAUGAGUCUCUCAGAGACAGAAUGCAUGACAUGAAAAGGGAAAUCCACGAUCUCUUUUUAUCGUUGGAAGAAUUAAAGUCUUGCGGGCAAGACGACAACUUGCAUCAAAUUCAGAAUUUAUCCGAAAAUAUCGAUACUCUGCUAAUGGAAUACGGUUUGAAUGUGCAUACAAACGGAACACAGGAAACAGAAGCAGGAACAGAGGAAAUGACAGGCUACAUGACGGAAAAAGGAAUGGGAAAAAAAUCACAGAAACAAACUAUUGGAUCGACAUUCGAAAACGGAGAAAUGGGAAUAAAAAAAGAUCAGACAGGUACUACAGUAAAUCCUCUAGUGUAUCUUGUCAUUUUCCUUGCAAUUGCCAUAAUAUUCACGCACAAACAAUUGCAAAAUUCGUCAUAUUACCAAUAA